Molecule: messenger RNA, 2348 nt
Organism: Notodromas monacha
Lineage: Eukaryota; Metazoa; Arthropoda; Ostracoda; Podocopida; Cyprididae
Source: the annotation of a GenBank genome assembly
AUGGAAGCUAAGAACGACCAGAACAGACUGGACAUGCAAGUCAAACUGCCAUCUGUAAAGAAAUCUGAUUGCAGUUCAUCAUCUGACUCUGAAGAUGAAAAGAAAAGUGUGAAGUUGCCAACCAUCAAACCUGUUGUUCCAGACUUGAAAAUGCCAUCAGUUGAAACUAAAACCAGAAGCAGGUCAUCAUCAGAGUCCAGUGUUGAGAAAAAUGUUGGAGGGGGCAUAGAAGUGAGCAUUCCAGACAAGGACAAAAAACCUGGCUUCUUUGGAAAAUUGAAAGAUUUGGGAGCAAAAAUCAGCAGGAAGAGAUCUUCCAGCAGCAGCUCCACAUCUGAUGAUGAGGAUACAGAAAAGAAACCUGACCUAACCAAGCCAGGUAUCUCAAUGACUGGCUCAGUUGGAGUUGGAGUUCCAGAUGUGGAGUCUGCAAGUGGUACAAUUUCAAUUACCAAGCUGGAUCCUGUUCCUGGAAGGAUUAAGUCUAGUUCAUUUAGUCUCCAGGAUGAGGAAAGGCGGAAGGCUUUGAAUUUGGUAUCUGGCAGAGGAUCUCUGCCUGUCUACACUCACUCUGUGAAUUCUGCCACUAGUUCUUCAGAUUCAAAGGAGGAUUUGUCAAAUGAGCAUAUAGGCAGCAAGCCUGGAAAGAAAGAUAAAAAAUUGGGAUUGUUUGGAAAACUGAAAGGUUUCGGUGGCAAGAAGAAAAAGAAAGAUGACCCAACUUCAAAGUUGUCUGAUGUGGAAGAUGAUUUCGACGGAUCGAGAAAUAAACGCAAAUCGGAUCCUCCCGUUGUUGAGGGAAGAGGGUCACUUUCUUCUGGAUCCACUUCGAUUAACCAUGAACCUGGAAAACAUGCCCACGGGAAGGGGUUGAAUAUAAAAGGAAAGCUCAAGAAGUUGCAGGUAAAGAUGAAACCCAAGGUUGAUGAUCACGAUGCAGCAGCUUCUCCAGCAGUGGAUGAGUUUGUGCAGGGCUGCCUGGAUGCCCACAAUUCUUACCGAGCCCUGCAUGGGGUUCCCAGCUUGACCCUUUCUGCUGAGCUGUCAAGAAAGGCUCAAGAAUGGGCUGAGACUCUCAUCAAGAAAGACAUCCUGGCUCGGCAGGAUCAAUCCAACUUCAAUGAUCCUCUCGGGGAAAACAUUUUCAGCCUUCGAACAAAUUCGAAGCAGUUUACAAUUUCUCCAUCUCAGCCAGUCGAUACUUGGUACCGAGAGCACUCGAAGUUUGAUUGGUCUUUUGAGCCUGACGGAACAAAGUUGGAUUCCGGGCACUUUACUCAGGUUGUAUGGAAAGACAGCAAAGAACUUGGCAUCGGCAAGGCAGAGAAAAGAGACGACAAGGGCUCCAGAACUGUUGUUGUCGCCACUUACUAUCCAGCCGGGAAUUACCUUGGGAAAUUCCGCGAUAAUGUACUUCCCAGGAAAUCAUCUCUGAAAGCAACUAGGCGUGAUUCAGCCUCUAGCAGCAGUUCUGCAUCUUCCAGCAGCAGCAGUGAUGAUGAGAAAAGAACGCAAAAACGUGUUUCUGCAGGAGCACAGGCAUCAGCUUCAUCUGAGAGUGACAUUGGCAUCAAAGAAGCAGCUGAAAGCAGGCUCGUGAAAUUAACUGAGGAAGAUCUCGUUUUCGCGAGACAUUUGCUCAAGAAUCACAACGAGUACAGAAAGGGCCAUGGUGCGCCAAAGUUGAAACAUAGCAAACAGCUCACCAGAGUUUCAAAGGAAUGGGUGACCAAGCUUGCUCGAGAAGGAUCAAUCAAGCAUAGAACCGACUCGAAAUACGGCGAAAAUCUUUUCAUGAAGUGGAGUAGCAAUGCGAAGGAUACAGUUUCAAGCCAGGAAGUAGCUGAUCAAUGGUAUCAUGAGAUUGAUCAAUACAAAAACUGGAACAAUGAGCCAAAGUCCUUCGACUUGAAUUCUGGACAUUUUACGCAAAUGGUUUGGGAAGGCACCAGGUACAUGGGAGCAGCCACUGCAAAAACCAAGGAUGGCAAAAGCAUAGUGGUUGCCAAUUACUACCCUCCAGGCAAUUUCAUGGGCUCAUUCACGAAAAACGUGAAGCCACCUCUGAAAAAAUGAACAAUAUUUUAAAUGUCUUUUUCGAAAAAAAUACGGUCAAAUGAGGGAUAUUUUUCGAAAUAUUAUCAAUAUGUUUUUCUUAAUUAUCGAUGGAAGUACUGUACGCAUAUUCCGUUCUUCUUUUUCCGUGACAUCAACAAUUUUCCGAAUCAAAACGUUAUUUUCAGUUAUACGCGUACGUGAUUGCUUCUGUAGAAAAUUAGGAAUAUGGUUUGCGAAAUGCAUUUUGCUGAAGGGAAAUGCAGCGGAGUAAUGGUUCGAAAAAUCAGCAA